CCGCAUUAAGAAGGUUGAUGGUCUUUCUUUCCAUGGAUUAAGCUCUCUGAAGUCUCUUAAAAUUCAGAGAAAUGGCAUCAGUAAACUCAUGGAUGGAGCUUUCUGGGGAUUAAGUAGUAUGGAAGUUUUGCAACUGGACUAUAACAAUUUGACGGAAGUCAGUAAAGGAUGGCUGUACGGCCUGUUGAUGUUACAGCAGCUCCACCUCGGCCAGAAUGCCAUCAGCAGGAUUGAACCUGACGCCUGGGAGUUUUGCCAGAAACUCAGUGAGCUGGAUCUCACCUCAAACCAAUUAACACGGUUAGAUGAGUCCAGCUUUGUGGGUCUCAGUCUGCUUGGCGAACUGCACAUUGGAAAUAACAAAGUGAGCUUCAUUGCUGAUGGCGCCUUCCGAGGUCUCUCCAGCUUAUAUACACUUGACUUGAAAAACAAUGAAAUCUCUUGGACCAUUGAAGACAUGAAUGGAGCUUUUUCUGCUUUGGACAAACUAAGAAAACUGAUUCUCCAGGGAAACCGUAUCAGGUCUAUCACUAAAAAGGCUUUCUCAGGACUAGAUGUGCUUGAGCACCUUGACCUGAACAACAAUGCUAUAAUGUCCAUUCAAGGAAAUGCCUUUUCACAAAUGAAAAAACUUAAGGAAUUGCACUUGAACACGUCCAGCCUACUAUGUGAUUGCCAGCUGAAAUGGCUCCUUCAGUGGGUGGCAGAUAACCAGUUUCAGCCCUUCAUUAAUGCUAGUUGUGCCCAUCCCCAGCUGCUAAAAGGAAAAAGUAUAUUUAUUGUGAGCCAAGACGACUUUGUGUGUGAUGAUUUUCCCAAACCCCAGAUUACAGUGCAGCCUGAAACCCAGUCAGCAAUAAAGGGUUACAAUGUGAGUUUUGUCUGUUCUGCUGCAAGUAGCAGUGACUCCCCAAUGACCUUUGCAUGGAAGAAGGACAACGAGGCUCUGAAUGAUGCUGAAAUAGAGAAUUAUGCCCAUCUCCGAGCACAAGGAGGAGAAGUGAUGGAGUACACUACAAUUCUUCGGCUACGAGAUGUUGGUUUUAGCAGCGAAGGCAAAUACCAGUGUGUAAUCUCCAAUCACUUUGGGUCGUCCUAUUCCACUAAAGCCAAGCUCACUGUAAACAUGCUUCCAUCAUUUACAAAAAUGCCCAUGGAUCUGACCGUCAGGGCAGGAGCAAUGGCCCGCUUGGAGUGUGCAGCAGUUGGACACCCUUCUCCUCAGAUAGCCUGGCAGAAAGAUGGUGGCACAGACUUCCCUGCUGCACGGGAGAGACGCAUGCAUGUGAUGCCUGAGGACGAUGUUUUCUUUAUUGUCGAUGUCAAAACUGAGGACAUAGGAGUAUACAGCUGUACUGCUCAAAACAGUGCCGGGACAAUAUCUGCAAAUGCCACCCUAACUGUGCUGGAAACACCUUCUUUCAUGCGUCCUCUGAUGGAUCGAACCGUUGCAAAAGGGGAAACAGCCGUACUGCAGUGUAUUGCUGGUGGCAGCCCUCCCCCAAAAUUGAACUGGACAAAAGAUGACAGCCCAUUGGUUGUAACUGAAAGACACUUUUUUGCAGCAGGAAACCAGCUUCUUAUUGUUGUAGAUACAAAUGUGGAAGAUGCUGGAAAGUACACCUGCGAAAUGUCCAAUACGCUGGGAACGGAAAGAGGCAACAUUCAACUGAAUGUGGUCCCCAGCCCAAACUGUGACUCCACUCAAACCGUUGGCCAGACAUUAGAGGAGGAUGGCUGGACUACAGUUGGCAUAGUGAUCAUUGCUGUUGUUUGCUGUGUGGUGGGAACAUCACUUGUCUGGGUGGUCAUCAUAUACCACACAAGGAGACGCAAUGAAGACUGCAGUGUAACAAAUACAGAUGAGACUAACUUGCCGGCAGACAUCAACAGUUACUUGUCAUCCCAAGGAACAUUGGCUGACAGACAAGAUGGCUACGUUCCUUCAGAAAAUGACAGUCACCACCAGUUUAUGGCAUCCUCAAUUACUGGAUAUUAUUUACAACAAAGAGAUCUCAAUGAUACUGGGAGUGAAAUGGAUAUGGAGGCUGUCAUGGAUCCACUGAUGUGUCACUACCAAGGGACAAUAGGAUCUGUGUGUACAAGAGGAAAUAUGUAUGGUACGGACCCAUCUGAUGGAGCAUGCUUCAAUGGUUGUACUCCUGACCAGAGACCUAUUUGCAGUGAGCCUUAUGAAGGAGACAUUAAGUAUUGUAAGUCAAAGGAAUACUAUCCUUGCACACACCCCCUGGAGGACCCUUUUGACCAAGCUGCUUCCAGCAUGCUCAUGCAGUUGCCAAGUGGGUGCCUCCACAGCUCAGUUCACACACAGAAUGAAGGAUCCUCAGCUGACAGUGACAUUCCAGACUUUAAUAGAAAUCAAGAGAGAGUGCCACCCAACACCUUCAUGGGAACAUUUGGAAAGUCUUUAUGGAGGCCACAGCAAGAGUUUUAUUCCGGUUACAGCCCUUCUGCUCCUUACAACCCAAUGACAAUACAUGAAAAUCCUUAUACUACAGUGGACACAGAGUCUGAGCCUGAGGAGGAGAAUGCUUUAGACUGUGCUGACUCUACAAAUGGACAGAGCAUGGACAUCUAUGAACAGCCUUUUGAUAACCAUCCGACUGACACUUCUAAACCAUACAGAAUAAGUACAUAGCGGAAUAUGUAUGAACUUUCUAUUAAGAAAAAAAAAAAACUACCUCAGCUGAACUGUGCUCAAGCAAUUUGAACAAGUGAUUUGCAAUCAUUUGGUGGGAAUGUAUAGCAACUUAUGGGUUAUAACUAUGAAAAGAG
Molecule: messenger RNA, 2796 nt
Organism: Polyodon spathula (Mississippi paddlefish)
Lineage: Eukaryota; Metazoa; Chordata; Actinopteri; Acipenseriformes; Polyodontidae
Product: leucine-rich repeats and immunoglobulin-like domains protein 3
Exons: 14
Coding region: 89-2659 (856 amino acids)
Molecular function (GO): protein binding
Source: RefSeq, a predicted model, not a curated record